AGCGUGGGAUUCCGGACUGUGAGCGGCUGUUAGUGCGUCGCAGCUGCUGGCGAUCCGGCGACCCUCGGCCGGCAGGACCCGCGGGCCACGCAGCCGGGGCCUUCUCAACGCCUCAGUACCUCGGCGGGACCGCCAUGGUUCUGCUGCACGUGAAGCGGGGCGACGAGAGCCAGUUCCUGCUGCAGGCGCCUGGGAGUACCGAGCUGGAGGAGCUCACGGUGCAGGUGGCCCGGGUCUAUAAUGGGCGGCUCAAGGUGCAGCGCCUCUGCUCAGAAAUGGAAGAAUUAGCCGAACAUGGCAUAUUUCUCCCUCCUAAUAUGCAAGGACUGACCGAUGAUCAGAUUGAAGAAUUGAAAUUGAAGGAUGAAUGGGGUGAAAAAUGCGUACCCAGCGGAGGUGCAGUGUUUAAAAAGGAUGAUAUUGGACGAAGGAAUGGGCAAGCUCCAAAUGAGAAGAUGAAGCAAGUGUUAAAGAAGACUAUAGAAGAAGCCAAAGCAAUAAUAUCUAAGAAACAAGUGGAAGCCGGUGUCUGUGUUACCAUGGAGAUGGUGAAAGAUGCCUUGGACCAGCUUCGAGGCGCGGUGAUGAUUGUUUACCCCAUGGGGUUGCCACCGUAUGAUCCCAUCCGCAUGGAGUUUGAAAAUAAGGAAGACUUGUCGGGAACACAGGCAGGGCUCAACGUCAUUAAAGAGGCAGAGGCGCAGCUGUGGUGGGCAGCCAAGGAGCUGAGAAGAACGAAGAAGCUUUCAGACUACGUGGGGAAGAAUGAAAAAACCAAAAUUAUCGCCAAGAUUCAGCAAAGGGGACAGGGAGCUCCAGCCCGAGAGCCUAUUAUUAGCAGUGAGGAGCAGAAGCAGCUGAUGCUGUACUAUCACAGAAGACAAGAGGAGCUCAAGAGAUUGGAAGAAAAUGAUGAUGAUGCCUAUUUAAACUCACCAUGGGCGGAUAACACUGCUUUGAAAAGACAUUUUCAUGGAGUGAAAGACAUAAAGUGGAGACCAAGAUGAAGUUCACCAGCUGAUGACACUUCCAAAGAGAUUAGCUCACCUUUCUCCUAGGCAAUUAUAAUUUAAAAAAAAAAAAAAGGCCACUUACUGCCCUCUGUAAAAGAUGUUAACAUUUCUAGUUUUCUUUUAGUGUGAAUUUUUAAAAUAGCAGUUAUUCAAGGUUUUAGAACUUAAUAAAUACCUAGUCAGAAGAAAAUGUGUAAAUCGUUUUUGUUUCAGGACUAUUUAGUAUGUCAUGGUUUUCUUUGAUAAAAUACUAAACUUUUGGCCGGGCGCGGUGGCUCACGCCUGUAAUCCCAGCACUUUGGGAGGCCGAGGCAGGCAGAUCACGAGGUCAGGAGAUCAAGACCAUCCAGGCUAACACGGUGAAACCCCGUCUCUACUAAAAAUACAAAAAAUUAGCCGGGCAUGGUGGCAGGCGCCUGUAGUCCCAGCUACUCGGGAGGCUGAGGCAGGAGAAUGGCGUGAACCCGGGAGGUGGAGCUUACAGUGAGCCAAGAUCACUGCCACUGCACUCUAUCCUGGGCAACAGAGCGAAACUCUUGUCUCAAAAAAAAAAAAAAAAAAAAAAAAAGCUACACUUUUUUUUCUUCCUGAUUGUUUUAUAUUCUCAUGAUAACUGGUUUAUUGGAGGAAAGCUGAUGACUGGCAGUGACCACUAGUGACCACUAGAUGCCGCCAGGCACUCAGCAUGCUUUUUCUCCUGGCCCUCUAGAUCUAUUGGAAGCUGAACUCCCAGCCUUGCUGGAGAGACUUCUCUAACCCUGCUGCGGGGUCUAACUGUAGCCUUCUUUAACCCUGCUGCGGGGUCUAACUGUAGCCUUCUUUAACCCUGCUGCGGGGUCUAACUGUAGCCAGGCGUUGCCUGGCCUUGAAGGUGAAGUUUGCCUCCUGGUUGGUGCCUCUCUGGCCUUGUAUUCUGGGAGCGAAAGCUACAACCAUGAUGAAGGUUGAGUAGCAAACUCAUCUGACUUUGAAACUUAAAUUCUUCUGGAGUUUCUCAGCUUCUCAAGUCUCCUUCAUGAGAAUAGAUCCUGAAAACAAAUCCAGAUCCCGGUAGAGGGUGAUGAUUUCUCCCUAUGGAUGCGGGGUCUGAUUCUAGGCCAGCUUCGUACGCAGCUCAGUGACCAACCACGGGAUGGAUGGGAUCACUAUCAUCCUAACUGAGUAUCUAGGACACCAUUGAGUUUAAAGACUCCAACUCAUCAUCACUGUAAACCAUCCAAGUAUCCUGCAAACCCUGGCACUUUAGCAUCUGAAAGACACCUGCCAGACUGCCUGUGGCAGUCCCUCAUGCUUGACUUUUGGUGCCUAGGGUCCUGUUCUCCUGGUUAGAGGGAACUUGGUGUGCUCACACUGAGGGAAAGUGAAGGACGCGGGGCAUCUUCCUGCCCUGGCCUUCCUGCCUUGGUGCCUGCGCUCCCCACCAUCCUGCAAAGAGGAACCCUGGGAGUGAGUGGAGGUGGCAGGGGUUUGGUUCCUGCCUGCUGCCAGGCGGCCUUGCCCAGGGGGUGGGUCCCAGACCUGAGAGCAAAGCGCUGUUCUCUGAAGUGCUUUGUAGCUGACUGCAUCUUGUGCCUUACUCUUUUGGUUGAUUUUCAAAUUUUGUAAAAGCAAAUUUGCAUCUAUUUUCUCUUUUACUUGGUUAUAGUUUUAAAUGUCUCUAUGAAAGGGUUUUGACCUUGGAUGAUGUAGUAUAUGCAAUAAGAUGCUGUGAUUUUAUUUCAGGAGCAUCCUGUCUUUGUCAGUGUAUAGUUCGUGUGUGUUAAAUUCAUGCUCAGACUUGUAAGAAACAGUUAACCAAGCCAUGUGAUCAUAGUAGCUCUUUUCAGGGAACUACUACUUCAAUAUCAUUAGAAAGUCUUACUGAGCCUGCAGUAGGAAUACUCUUUUGGCCGUGAUAGUUAUCCCAUUGCUUCAUGUAAUCAGCAGAACUUACUAACCAAAAAGUCACUCACGCAUGACACUACACUCCUUAAAUACCCAUGCGAGAAGAACCAUCCUCUCUCCCUGCCCUUGUCUGCCUCAAAAGCCUCUCUGAGCUUGGUGUGUUUGGGUGCAGCAGAUCUCAGGAAGUACGUGAGUAGCUUAUUUGCAAGCCAUCUGUGACGGCGGGGGGCAGGUGGUGCCCGCUGUGGCACCGUGCUGUGUGUGUUCCCUUUGCAUCCACUUGCUGACUCACCCAAGGUCACAGGUAGCUAGUGGUGGUAGGACCACAGGGUCACGUCCAGGAACUUUCCCAGGAUUUCCCAAGAAAUCAAUUUAUCAACAAAAGUAAUCUUGCCAGUGUUAGACCACUGAUCAGCUUAAGUCUGUGGUCUUGUUGUUAUUUUCUUCUUUUUUUAAUCCAGUCCCUGUUUGAGUCAAUAUCAAAAGGAAACCAAGUGUCUGCUGUAUGCACGGUGCCCAUCUAGGUCUGUGGUUUUGUCCUUUGACAUAACUUGUCUUCUUAUGUGGUUCUUUCAUGGAGACCAGGAAUGCUAGUAAUAAAAUUUGAUACCACCUAAAA
Molecule: messenger RNA, 3516 nt
Organism: Homo sapiens (human)
Lineage: Eukaryota; Metazoa; Chordata; Mammalia; Primates; Hominidae
Gene: CFAP298
Product: cilia and flagella associated protein 298
Exons: 7
Coding region: 135-1007 (290 amino acids)
Biological process (GO): regulation of cilium movement
Cellular component (GO): cytosol; cytoplasm
Source: RefSeq, marked reviewed